Messenger RNA from Neltuma alba, 1637 nucleotides. Its product is annotated as aspartate aminotransferase 1. Gene Ontology annotation, biological process: biosynthetic process; amino acid metabolic process. The record is from RefSeq and is a predicted model, not a curated record. NCBI's taxonomy places the organism in Eukaryota, Viridiplantae, Streptophyta, Magnoliopsida, Fabales, Fabaceae. The transcript is spliced from 12 exons. Gene Ontology annotation, molecular function: L-aspartate:2-oxoglutarate transaminase activity; pyridoxal phosphate binding. The coding region runs from base 16 to 1389 and encodes 457 amino acids. Gene Ontology annotation, cellular component: mitochondrion.
CAAACCGAAUACAGCAUGCGCCCACGGGUCCCUAUCCCUGGUUUUUCCACCUCCUCUUCUUCUUCUUCUUCUUCCCCCUGCGAUCGCAGACUUGCCACUCUUGCCAGACACCUGCUUCCAAUGGAUACUCACGGUGAUUCCAUUUCCGCCUCCCCAACCUCCGCUUUCCAGGCUGAUUCUGUCUUCGCUCACGUCGUUCGUGCCCCCGAAGAUCCUAUCCUUGGGGUCACUCUAGCUUACAACAAAGAUCCAAGUCCAGUUAAGUUGAAUUUGGGUGUCGGUGCUUAUCGAACUGAGGAAGGAAAACCUCUUGUUUUGAAUGUAGUGCGACGAGUAGAAGAACAACUGGUUAAUGACAGGUCACGCAACAAGGAAUACCUUCCUAUUGUUGGGUUGGUCGAUUUCAAUAAACUGAGUGCUAAACUCAUUUUCGGUGCUGACAGCCCUGCUAUCCAAGAGAACAGGGUAACCACUGUUCAAUGCCUGUCUGGAACUGGUUCAUUAAGAGUUGGAGGAGAAUUUUUGGCUAGACAUUAUCAUCAACGAACCAUAUACUUGCCCCAGCCAACUUGGGGGAACCACCCAAAGGUCUUCACUCUAGCAGGAUUGUCAGUCAAAACCUAUCGCUACUAUGCUCCAGCAACACGGGGGCUUGACUUUCAAGGACUCGUAGAGGAUCUUGGUUCUGCCCCAUCUGGAUCUGUUGUUUUGCUACAUGCCUGUGCCCAUAACCCUACUGGUGUUGAUCCGACCCCUGAACAAUGGGAGCAGAUUAGACAACUGAUAAGAUCAAAAGCGUUGUUACCUUUCUUUGAUAGUGCUUAUCAGGGUUUUGCUAGUGGAAGUCUAGAUGCAGAUGCACAGUCUGUUCGUAUUUUUGCUGCUGAUGGGGGCGAAUUACUAGUUGCCCAGAGCUAUGCAAAGAACAUGGGGUUGUAUGGAGAACGUGUUGGCGCUCUAAGCAUUGUCUGCAAAUCAGCUGAUGUUGCAAGUAGAGUUGAGAGCCAGCUGAAACUUGUGAUCAGGCCGAUGUACUCAAAUCCUCCCAUUCAUGGUGCAUCUAUUGUAGCUGCCAUUCUCAAGGAUAGGGACUUGUACCAUGAGUGGAGUGUUGAGUUGAAGGGAAUGGCUGACCGCAUUAUUGCAAUGCGCCAACAACUUUUUGAUGCUUUGCGUGCCCGAGGUACUCCUGGUGACUGGAGUCACAUUAUUAAGCAGAUUGGAAUGUUCACUUUCACGGGAUUAAAUGCAGAGCAAGUUUCCUUCAUGAACAAAGAGUACCAUAUAUACAUGACAUCUGAUGGGAGAAUUAGCAUGGCUGGUCUGAGCUCCAAGACCGUCCCCCAUUUGGCGGAUGCAAUACAUGCAGCUGCAACUCGAGUGGCCUAGAAUAUGAUUCCGAUAUGAUCCUAUUUCUUUCAAUUCUCUGUUCCAUUUUUAGAGAAAUAGGAUGAGCUAUAAGGAGAGAAGGCAAUAAAAAAUCUAUUUUGGAUGGCAAUAACACUCAUCUGCCCGCUGUGGAGGUCUUCAAUCUGUUUAUCGUGACAUCAACGACUAUUUGUGGUUUAACUUGUUAUGAGAAUUUAGAACUCAGAUCUACACAUUUUAUGUUUGAACGUUAAACCGCAAUUUUGUUU